Molecule: messenger RNA, 1512 nt
Organism: Cinclus cinclus
Lineage: Eukaryota; Metazoa; Chordata; Aves; Passeriformes; Cinclidae
Gene: LRRC57
Product: leucine rich repeat containing 57
Exons: 6
Coding region: 136-852 (238 amino acids)
Molecular function (GO): protein binding
Source: RefSeq, a predicted model, not a curated record
ACGGGCCGGGGCUCCGCCGCCGCCGCGGAGCGUCUGCCAGCGGCGCCCGGACAGAGAGUUGCAGUUCUCUAGCCCAGAGUAAAACUGGCUGACACCAUUGCUCGGGCUCCGUGUGCUUGAUAGAGAACUGUUAAGAUGGGAAAUAGUGCACUAAAAGCCCACCUGGAGACAGCACAGAAAACUGGUGUGUUUCAGCUGACAGGAAAAGGACUUACUGAGUUUCCUGAAGAUCUGCAGAAGCUAGCAAGCAACUUACGGACAAUAGACUUGUCGAACAACAAAAUAGAGCUCUUGCCACCUCUCAUUGGAAAAUUUUCCUUUUUGAAGAGCCUUGCUCUAAACAACAACAAACUGACUGCUUUACCUGAGGACCUGUGUAAACUGAAAAAACUGGAAACACUGCACUUGAAUGGCAAUCACUUGAGGCAGCUACCAGCUGCAUUUGGACAACUUUCAGCUCUGAAAACCCUGAGCCUUUCUGGAAAUCAGCUUCGGACUGUGCCUACACAACUCUCUGGUCUUCGCCAUUUGGAUGUGGUGGAUCUUUCAAAAAACCAGAUUCAAAACGUCCCUGACACUGUGGGAGAACUGCAGGCUAUCGAGCUCAAUUUGAAUCAGAAUCAGAUUUCCCAGAUCUCAGUGCAGAUCUCCCACUGUCCCCGCCUCAAGGUCUUGCGUUUAGAAGAAAACUGUCUAGAACUCAGCAUGCUGCCUCAGAGUAUCCUCAGUGAUUCCCAGAUUUCACUGCUUGCAGUAGAAGGCAACCUCUUUGAAAUCAAGAAACUCAGAGAACUGGAAGGUUACGACAAGUACAUGGAACGAUUUACAGCUACAAAGAAGAAGUUUGCAUGAUCACUAUUCUGACCCUGUAUAUUUAUCAGUGAGACGAUUUAGAUGAGAAGCAUCUGCUUCACUGACCUUAACCAAGACUGAUGAAGGAAAUGAUCAGAGUACUCCUAGUAGUCUCAAACAGCCUGUUAAGACCACACUGAAUAAACUUGAACUAGAGAAUAUAGGUAUUGAACUGAUGAACCUGCCUAGGGGCCAGUUUUGAUUUUUGUGCCACAAUAGCUUUUAACACAGUACAUGUUCUCCUUUGUCAGGGCUUGUUCUUUCACAGAGAAAGGGAACAAGCAUUUCAAAGUUGCCAGUUCCCUUUUGUCAGGAAGCUGACUGUUGAUUUGUAAGAGGAUUAUUUCUUCUGGAAACAUUUUUCUGUGAUGGCACAUGGAAGUCCUACCACCAAAGCACGGUAUGUCUUGCAGUAAGCACUGUUCUGUAGAGAAGAACUUUUAUAGAUAAGGUUUUAGUUUAUAAUUUGUGUAAGUUUUUUUUUUAAUGAAGCACAAAUAGUUGUGAUUAAGUUAAAUGUUUUAUUAACAGCUUCCAGUAAACAAAUAGUGGUUUGACCAUCCUUAAUUUAUAUUUUACCCUACAUGCUUUCGUUUCCCAUUAAGCAAGAAUUGCACUACAAUCCACUUUUACUAGAGCUGUAUCAAAUAAAAAUUAGGU